Molecule: messenger RNA, 2153 nt
Organism: Anolis carolinensis (green anole)
Lineage: Eukaryota; Metazoa; Chordata; Lepidosauria; Squamata; Anolidae
Gene: limd2
Product: LIM domain containing 2
Exons: 5
Coding region: 277-663 (128 amino acids)
Biological process (GO): actin filament bundle assembly
Cellular component (GO): actin cytoskeleton; plasma membrane
Molecular function (GO): actin filament binding
Source: RefSeq, a predicted model, not a curated record
CACAAAGGAGGUGCCCAGGAGGAGGAGGAGGAGGAAGAAGGGGCUGAGCUGCGCUUUGUGUGCUGAGACCAAAGGGAAAAAGCGUGGAUCGGGCUCUGUGCGCCUGUCUUUGGGGAGCCACGGAGGAGGAGAGACCCAGCCCUGCCUGGGGGGCUUCUGCGAGGGAGCAGACCCCUUGGGUAUCAAGAGGGGCCAAUUUAAGCUAUACCAACAAAGAAGAAUUAGCAGGUUGAAAGGACUGAAGCAACAAACGUGUGUGUGGGAGAACGCAAAGCUAUGUUCCAAGCCAAGGGGCCAGCCAGUGCAACCUCUACUAAUGAGGCAAAGAGCAACUCAGGGGCAUCCACUGUGCAGAGAUCCAAGUCUUUCAGCUUGAAAGCUCAAGUGAAGGAGACCUGCAGCGCCUGCCAGAAAACUGUCUAUCCCAUGGAGCGCCUGGUGGCUGAUAAAUUUGUCUUCCAUAAUUCCUGCUUUUGCUGCAAGCACUGCCGCACCAAGCUAAGCUUGGGUAGUUAUGCAGCUCUCCAUGGGGAAUUCUACUGCAAACCACACUUCCAACAGCUGUUCAAGAGCAAAGGCAACUAUGACGAGGGUUUCGGCCGCAAGCAGCACAAGCAACUCUGGCUGCAGAAAGACGUGGAGAAUGGGACUGAUACAGCAUGACCCAUGGGCUCCCUUUUCCCCACAUUGAGAGCCUUGAUAUGGGGAUGAGCCGAGCUGAUGGAAAAAUCUUAGUCCUUGCAAGGGUAGCUGAGAGCAGGCAAGGCAAAGCAGGAAUACAGGAUGGGUUUUCUGGUUUUCAUGGUUUUCUGUUGCUUUUGUAUAUGGGCUUAGAGAGGAUCCAAGAACCUGGAAACAGCCCACAUGGUGCUAGGAGUGGAGAUCCUAUGCAACUCUUAUAAGUACAAAACCACUGCCUUGGUGGGGGCACACAUCGUACUAGUGAUGCAAGAAACAUCCUGGGACUAUUAUAUCGACCCUUUUUGGGACAGACUACCUACAACUGUGAUUCAACCUCUGGUACAAGUUGUUGACCCAAAAUCCAUCCUUAUUGUGCUUUGUCCUCUGUAUCACAAAACAUACAAAACAUCAUAUUCUCCACUUAUAUACCCUUUAAGCAACCAACACAGUCCCCACAGAAUAGUCUAUAUUUGGGGGAAUUGCCAAGGUACUAUUUUCUCUACCCUUGAACCUUCGGCCAAAGAGGUCUUUCCAGCAGGAUUUGGGGUAAGGUUAAGCGAAUUUAGACCAUUGAUCUGAAUUGUUUUCAAUUUCCUCCCUUUUAAUCUCAAACACCCCAAUUAUUAGGCCAGAUUAGGUGAAGGGAGGGAUACAUUUUUAUCCGAGAGAACACAUAUAGUGGCCUUUAGGGGUGAACUGUGUAUACUUGCUUUGGACGUUCUAAAUAAGUGUGCAAUGAGAACAUGUGUGCUUCUUUAGAAGGUCCAAAGCUGCAGUUUUUCCUGAGAUUCUUCACUCCACAGGUAUAAGGUUAUGAUGCCACAUUUAACUGCCAUGACAACAUCCUAUGAAAUCCAGGGAUUUGCUGCUUAGGGAUAAGUCAGUGGUUUUCAACCUGUGAGUCCCCAGGUGUUUUGGCCUACAGCUCCCAGAAAUCCCAGCCACUUUACCAGCUGUUAGGAUUUCUGGGAGUUGAAGACCAAAACAUCUGGGGAUCCACAGGUUGAGAACCACGGGGAUAAGUAUUUAUAAUUUUCCUCCAGAGACCUCUAAGGUCUCCCCAUAUCACAGACUCCAGGAUUUCAUAGGAUGUUCCCUUGCAAUUAAAAUGGAACCACAAUGCUGUAUGCAUAGUUUGAAAAAGUUUUCUUAUGGUUAAAAAUAAGGAACAUUCCUGGAAUUGGGGUGGGAGGUGGGUGGGACUGUUACAAAAGUGACUGAAAUAUGCAUGCCAGUCCAGUUUGAACACAAGGUUCACUUGAAUUACAAAAUGAGAUCCCAAACCGUGCACCCUGGUUUUCAUCAGCUCUGUUCAGCCCAUUCAGCCUUAAAUCCUGGGGAAACAUUCAUUGUCUAUCUUUUAUAUUUGCCUUUUUCGGUGGUAUGUGGUAAGCUGAAGCACAAACUCGUGGUGUUGUGUCCAGAGUUGCGCUGCCUGCUCUUUUAUUUUUGUAAUAUAAGUUUUCUGAGUC